AUGUCUACAUGUUUGCCGAUUGUAUUGGUGUGCGCAUUCCUUGCGAUGAACACGUGUUCAGCCAUUGGCGACUUUGACCAAGUCAAGACGUCAUGUUCAAAUGCGUGUCAAGUCACCGUUGACCUCUGCAAGGCCGCAGCCCAAAGCUCUGAUGCCAAGGUCACCACCAACUGCGACCUCAUGACGGCAACUGCCCACAACGUCACGAGCCACCAAUGUCUAGUUAAAAACGGAUUGUGCACCCAAAACGAAUUUAUCAAGCUGAAAAACGCAGCUUGCAACGAAUCGGUGGAAGCAAAGUCUGUCGAAUCGAGCAAAGUUCCACUGUAUAGCACAACUAUAAGCAAAUCCUGCCUCACCGUUACUUUAAAUUGUAUUCGAGAUUCCAGAGUGUCGACCGUGUUGAAGCAACAAGACCAAUAUUGUGAGAUGUUCAGACAUGAAAGGACCGCAAUCUGUUUAAACCAUACGUCAUGUCGCUCCGGCGAAGUCAUCGCUCUCAACACCGCCUCCUGUCAGAAUUCAUCCACAACAACAGGCGGCUUCUCUGCUGCCAUCAUAGCAAGCUCACGUUCAUACAAGUUCGGGCUGGACGGCUGCAGUUCUGGCGUGAGUGAAGUCGAAUUUUUGAUCCAAAGGGAGCAAUACUGCUCGGCGAUGAACGUCAAAAUCAAGGGCUAUCGAAGUCCUCACGAGUGUCUCGUUGACGACCAGAGUUUCUGCACGCAGUCAGAGUGGG
Molecule: messenger RNA, 739 nt
Organism: Lymnaea stagnalis (great pond snail)
Lineage: Eukaryota; Metazoa; Mollusca; Gastropoda; Lymnaeidae
Source: the annotation of a GenBank genome assembly